Molecule: messenger RNA, 2073 nt
Organism: Ictalurus furcatus (blue catfish)
Lineage: Eukaryota; Metazoa; Chordata; Actinopteri; Siluriformes; Ictaluridae
Product: collagen alpha-1(X) chain-like
Exons: 2
Coding region: 717-1748 (343 amino acids)
Source: RefSeq, a predicted model, not a curated record
GUGAACGAGCUUCUCAGUGUUUCGAAACAGUUUUAGAUGAGUAAUAGUUACUGUUCACAUCAAAACAUGACUUCUUUGAUUUCACCUGAUAAAGUUAUGUGUUUUAGGCUGGAUACUUCAAAAUCUUACUCGAUUAAAAGUGACGUUAUUUAUACUUUCGCUUAAAGUGAUGGUUCACCUGGUCGUAACACGUGGACAUUCUCUCAUGAUUGUGCGUUUGUUACAAAAAAAAUCCUAAAAAAUAAAGUGCGUUAGUGCGUACACAAAGCAUUCGUACCGCUUCAUAAAAUUGGGAUUAAUAAACCACUGGCAUCACAUAGAUUACUUUUUAUGAUGCCUUUAUGAAUUUUUGGAGCUUGAAAGUUUUGGUUAAUGGACUGUAAGCGGAGGGAGACGGAUCUCCCAGGUUUCAUUAAAAAUGUCUUCAUUUGUGUUCCGAAGACGAGCGAAAGUCUUACGGGUUUGGAUCGACAUGACUGUGAGUAACUGAUGAAAGAAUUUUCAUUUUUUGGGUGAACUAUCCCUUUAAUUAUCGUUUCUCAGUGCUCAGUCCACCCCAUGACAACAUGGUGUGAAAACUUUCUUUUGCUUGGUUUUGUCAGUGUUGUCAACAUAGCUGCAUAUACCUGAUUCAGGAAAGUUUGUCUGAGAUACUGAUUGGUCACCCCACCCCUUUGACUAUGAUGUGAAACAUGACAUAACUCAGAAUCUCAGAGAUGGCGCAGAAGGCCACACGGAUCGGAAGGUCGGGGGUUCAAGCCCCAGCACUGCAAGGCUCUGGGUUACUGAUCGGAAGGUCGGGGGUCCAGGCCCCAGCACUGCAAGGCUCUGGGUUACUGAUCGGAAGGUCGGGGGUCCAGGCCCCAGCACUGCAAGGCUCUGGGUUACUGAUCGGAAGGUCGGGGGUUCAAGCCCCGGCACUGCCAGGCUCUGGGUUACUGAUCGGAAGGUCGGGGGUCCAAGCCCCGGCACUGCCAGGCUCUGGGUUACUGAUCGGAAGGUCGGGGGUUCAAGCCCCGGCACUGCCAGGCUCUGGGUUACUGAUCGGAAGGUCGGGGGUUCAAGCCCCGGCACUGCCAGGCUCUGGGUUACUGAUCGGAAGGUCGGGGGUUCAAGCCCCGGCACUGCCAGGCUCUGGGUUACUGAUCGGAAGGUCGGGGGUUCAGUCCCCAGCACUGCCAGGCUUUAGGUUACUGAUAGAAAGGUCGGGGGUUCAGUCCCCAGCACUGCCAGGCUGUGGGUUACUGAUCGGAAGGUCGGGGGUUCAGUCCCCAGCACUGCCAGGCUGUGGGUUACUGAUCGGAAGGUCGGGGGUUCAGUCCCCAGCACUGCCAGGCUGUGGGUUACUGAUCGGAAGGUCGGGGGUUCAGUCCCCAGCACUGCCAGGCUGUGGGUUACUGAUCGGAAGGUCGGGGGUUCAGUCCCCAGCACUGCCAGGCUGUGGGUUACUGAUCGGAAGGUCGGGGGUUCAGUCCCCAGCACUGCCAGGCUGUGGGUUACUGAUCGGAAGGUCGGGGGUUCAGUCCCCAGCACUGCCAGGCUCUGGGUUACUGAUCGGAAGGUCGGGGGUUCAGUCCCCAGCACUGCCAGGCUGUGGGUUACUGAUCGGAAGGUCGGGGGUUCAGUCCCCAGCACUGCCAGGCUUUAGGUUACUGAUCGGAAGGUCGGGGGUUCAGUCCCCAGCACUGCCAAACCGCCACUCUUGUGCCCUCCAGGGGCUCUGUAUCAUGGCUGACCCUGCACUCUGACCCCCGCUUCCUGACAUGCUGGGGUAUGCGAAGAAACAAUUUCAUUGUGCUGUAAUGUAUAUGUGAUUAAUAAUGACUCAUCAUUAUAGUGAUUAGAAUAUAUUGUUCAGCUCUCGUAUGCGUACAGGACACACGUGGUCUGUCCUGCGCCAUGCCGUGUGUCACAGUGUAAUCCGGUUCACGGCUGCAAGUACAAGUGCUACUACACAAGUGUGUGAAGGCUUGAUGAUGGGUAGUCACAUGAAAUAAAACAUCAGUGCAUCUGUUUUCAGGGGUAUUUAGAGCAGCUGUCUUCUCAGCCCAGACACACACACACACACACAGA